Plectropomus leopardus (leopard coralgrouper) is the source of this 660-nucleotide messenger RNA. Lineage: Eukaryota; Metazoa; Chordata; Actinopteri; Perciformes; Serranidae. The record is from RefSeq and is a predicted model, not a curated record.
GGCCAAAAGUCGUCAUAGCACAACAAGACGGCGAAGCCAUUUUACCGUGUUCCCUCAGCACUGAAGAAAACAUCGAGCUAAAGCUGUUCGACUGGAAGAAAACUGCUCCGUCUGACGCUGAUCGGAGAAAGGUUUUCUUUUAUGAUGGAGGAAUCCAUUACAACAACGGACGAUCAGGUCAGAGCGAGCAGUUCAAAGGUCGAGUCUCUCAUUUUCCUGAAGAACUGAAACACGGUAACGCCUCCAUCAUCAUCACAAACACAAAGGUGACUGACAGCGGAGAAUACACCUGUGAUUUUCCUCGUCUGCAGCCACCUGAAAAAUACCUCAUUAAGCUGGUUGUUGGGCGUGUUUUAAAAGACAGAACAGGUGAAAACAUCCCAGGUGCAGUUUCAAAGCCAAACAUUGCAAUACUUGCUGAAACUGAUGACCGGGUGCUGCUGCGAUGUGAAGUCAAUGGUAAUCCAGAGCCUGAAGUCGAGUGGAGGGACAGCUCUGGAAACAAACUUCCUGCUGAGAAGUUUCAGAAACAGAAAAGAGACGGCCGUUUCUUCAUCACUCUGAACACAACUGUGACCAAGACCGACUGCUAUCGCUGUGUGGCCACACAGAUGAAUAUCAGCCAUCAGAGUCAUGCUGAGACCUUCGUGCGUCUGAAUG